CUUCAGCAGAAGUGAAACUAAAACUCCUCCGUCCUUGUGUGUGUGUGUAACUGAGUUAGCUGUCUGAAAAUUUUUUAGUUUUUUUCUUUCUUUCUUCUUUUUACCCUUUUGGUUGACAUUACAACCCAGAUUUUAUGUCACACGUCUUUUCUUUUUGAACUGAGCAAAGUGAAAUGGCGGAGACGAAUAUUUUAGGACUUCAGGAUCAGUUCAGCUGUCCAAUCUGUCUGGAUCUACUCAAGGAUCCAGUGACUAUUCUCUGUGGACACACUUUCUGUAUGGUGUGUAUUAAUGGCUGCUGGGAUCAGGAGGAUCAGAAGGGAGUCUAUAGCUGUCCUCAGUGUAAAGAAACCUUCACUCCAAGACCUGUUGUGAGUAAAAACGCUGUUCUGGCUGAAGUAAUGGAGAAACUAAUGAUAGAACACCAAGCUAGACGUCCUGCUCACUGUUCCACUGUAACUGAAGAGUGUGAUAUCUGCACUGGGAAAAAAUCCAAAGCCAUCAAGUCCUGUCUGGUGUGUCUGGCCUCUUUCUGUGAAACUCACCUCCAGCCUCACUAUGAAUCUCCUGCCUUUAAGAAGCACAAGCUGGUGGAAGCCUCCAGACGACUCCAGGAGCAGAUCUGCUCUCAGCAUGACAAACUGCUGGAGGUUUACUGUUGCAAUGAUCAGCAGUGUAUCUGCAUGUUGUGUAUGUUAGAUACACAUAAAGGACAUGAUACAGUAUCAGCUGCAGAAGCAAGCGCUGAGAAAAAGAAGCAGCUGUUGAAGACACAGAGAAAAUGUCAGCAGAGAAUCUUGGAUAGAGAGAAGGAGCAUCAGGAGCUAUCAGAAGCUGUGGAGUUUUAUGAGCGCUCUGCACAAAAAGCAGUUCAGGAAAGUGAGAGGAUCUUUACGGAGCUGAUCAGAUCCAUCGAGAGAAGACGUUGUGAGGUGACAGCGCUGAUCAGAGCUCAGGAGAAAGCUGCAGUGAGCCGAGCUGAAGAAGUCAUGAAGCAGCUGGAGCAGGAGAUUGCAGAGAUGAAGAGGAGAGACUCUGAGCUGGAGGAGCUUUCACACACGGAUCCCAUCCAUUUCCUCCAGAGUUUCCCCUCUCUUUUGGACAUUCCUGGAUCUGCAGACGUACACUCCAUCGAGCUCAGUCCUUUCCUCUCUCUUGAGGAUGUAACAGCGUUUGUGUCUCAACUGAGGGACAAAGUGGAAAAGUUCUGCUGUCAGGAGUUCAGAAUGGUAUCAAAUGCAGUUUACUUUUUUCUUCUUGCAGUAAAAGAAAUCCAGAUUAUUCCUCUUCCUGAACCCAAAAGCAGAGAAAAGUUCCUACAGUAUUCCUGCCAGUUCACACUGGACCCGGACACGGUAAAUAAACACCUCUGUCUGUCUGAGAGGAACACAGUGGUGACCUGCAGUGAAACACCACAAUCCUAUUCUGUUCAUCCAGACAGAUUUGACUAUUAUCUCCAGGUGUUGUGUACAGAGAGUGUGUGUGGACGCUGUUACUGGGAGCUCGAAUGGAGCGGACAUCAUGGCGUUUCUAUAGCAGUGUCGUAUAAAAACAUCAGCAGGAAAGGAAAAGGUACUGAAUGUUUGUUUGGCCGAAACGACCAGUCCUGGAGAUUGUUUUGCUAUCCCUCCUGCUACUCGUUCAGACACAUUAAAAAAGAAAUUAAAAUCCCAGUAAUGCCCAGCUCCUCUAGAAUAGGAGUGUAUGUGGAUCACAGGGCAGGAACUCUGUCCUUCUACAGCGUCUCGGACACGAUGAAGCUCCUCCACAGAGUUCACACCACGUUCACUCAGCCUCUUUACCCCGGGUUUGUGGUUUGUAAAGGAUCAGCUAUUAAACUGUAAUCAUCAGAGACAUUUAUGAAAUAAAUUGUUUAUCUAGAAUGGAUGCGAAAUCGUUAACUUUGACGAACAAUUAUUGUUUUUCAUUGUAGUUAUUCUUACUUUUGAUAUUAUCAGUAUUGUAUGGAAUUUAUCUUUCAGACUUACUGGGGCCUUUUAAUCAUUUCUCAAGAUCCAUGUGUUAAUGAAAACCUCCUCAUUGGACAUUUAUUAUGUCCAGGACUGUGUUUGCAGGGCUAAAGAGACAGUGUUAUCUUUGCGCUGACCUGGAAUGGGAUGUUCAACAAGCACAUAACGUCCACAUACUUUUGGCCAUAUAGUGUAAUUCUGAUAUGUAAAAAAAAAAAAAGAUUAAAAACCAUAAACAGUG
Ictalurus punctatus (channel catfish) is the source of this 2211-nucleotide messenger RNA. RefSeq names its product tripartite motif-containing protein 16. The coding region runs from base 174 to 1844 and encodes 556 amino acids. Lineage: Eukaryota; Metazoa; Chordata; Actinopteri; Siluriformes; Ictaluridae. Gene Ontology annotation, molecular function: zinc ion binding; protein binding. The record is from RefSeq and is a predicted model, not a curated record. The transcript has 6 exons.